AUGGGUCUGAGAAAACUUUUCUAUGAUGUAGAAUUUACUAAAUGUCUUCGUUUAUCUACACUGCGCGCGAGAUGUCCUGUUUCACAAGAGAUGACGUUGACCCAAGCGCAGUAUGCCCUUCUUCACGAGGUAAAGCUGGCUGUCACUCGUAAUGCUGGACUGGCGGAUAUCCUGAUGGACUACCAUGGUCGCGUAUCUAUGUUUGGUUCACCUGAAAGCAUUGUUGCUGCACGAUUGGAGGUGAAACGCUUGUUUAAUGAGAACGGACUGGGGCCAUUCGAAUUCCUUGAGCCAAAUCCAAGCUUUGACACAAAUAAUAACAGAGUUCCCAGCGUAGAUGACGAGUGCCCCUCUUUGGCGCAGGAUAAUGAGGAUUGGGUGAGUUUGGCUUUACGAUGGACAGUUAUGGAUUCUGCUAUUAUAAACUACGAGAUAUGA
Messenger RNA from Cylicostephanus goldi, 438 nucleotides. NCBI's taxonomy places the organism in Eukaryota, Metazoa, Nematoda, Chromadorea, Rhabditida, Strongylidae. The record is from the annotation of a GenBank genome assembly.